AUGGCUCUGGUGACACAGAUGCUGUUUCUGACCUGCCUGAUGCUUCUUCUGCUCCAGAGAGAGACAGGUGUGGGUGCCCAGAGGAGCUGGAGUUUAAGGCUGCAGCAGCCCCAGGAGCAGCUGGUGUCGACAGCAGGGCAGACAAUCAUCCUGAGCUGCACCAUCUCUGGAGAGGGUCCCCCUGGCCCUGUGAAGUGGCUGAAGGGCUGGGGCACUGAGAACAAGACCAUUUAUGCUCAGACCAGCUCCAGUCCUCGUGUGACCAGGGUGGUGAAUGAAUCCAACACGGACUUCAGCAUCCAGAUCAGGGAUGUUCAGCCUGAGGAUGCUGGCACCUACUACUGCAUCAAGUUUGUGAAAUUCCUAUUCGGACCUGAUAUUGUCUUCCAGCAUGGAAAGGGAACAGUGGUGUCUGUACAUGCCAAACCCACCCAGCCAGUCGUGUCCGGGCCCGGCCGCAGGGCAGGCACAGGGGCAUCAGUGUCCUUCACCUGUGAGUCUGGAGGCUUCUUCCCCAAAGACAUCAGCGUGAGGUGGCUCAAGAACCAGGCUCCCAUCUCAGCUCAGCAGCCCCGGGUCAGGCCUGGGCAGACCAACUCCUCCUACACCAUGUCCAGCACAGUGACCUUGGCACUGGUGCCACAGGACGUCCGCUCGCAGCUGGCCUGUGAGGUGCAGCACCCAACGCUGCCAGCCCCCCUGAGGGGCACCUACCAGCUGAGGGAAGCCCUGCGAGUGGCCCCCAGCCUCCGCCUGCUCCCUGGCUCCAGCUCCGUGGAAGUCAACAAGACCUUGACCCUCACCUGCCGCGUGGAAGGCUUCUACCCGCGGGACCUGGCCCUGAGCUGGCUGGAGGGCGGCAGGGAGCUGCGGGUGGAGAACACCUCCCGGGCGGUGCAGACGCCGCAGGGCUUGUUCCAGCUGAGCAGCCUGCUGGAGGUGCAGGCGACGGAGGACAGGAAUGGGUCAGCCUUCACCUGCCGGGUGGUGCACGACGGCCAGGACCCCAUCAGCAGCACAGUCACCCUCUGGGUCGCUGUGCCAGGCAAGGAGGGGCUGGGUGAGCAGCGCCCAGCAGACAGUGGUCUGACCCUCCUGGCCAGCCCCGGCCUAUGGUUUGUCAUCCUGCUGGAGAAGGGGCUCCUGGGCGGCCUCCUUAUCUUCGUCUUCGGGCGCAUCAUGACAUGA
Messenger RNA from Indicator indicator, 1188 nucleotides. Its product is annotated as tyrosine-protein phosphatase non-receptor type substrate 1-like. Lineage: Eukaryota; Metazoa; Chordata; Aves; Piciformes; Indicatoridae. The record is from RefSeq and is a predicted model, not a curated record. The transcript is spliced from 5 exons. Gene Ontology annotation, cellular component: plasma membrane. The coding region runs from base 1 to 1188 and encodes 395 amino acids.